Messenger RNA from Micropterus dolomieu (smallmouth bass), 2623 nucleotides. It is a transcript of the gene perp, whose product is annotated as p53 apoptosis effector related to pmp22. NCBI's taxonomy places the organism in Eukaryota, Metazoa, Chordata, Actinopteri, Centrarchiformes, Centrarchidae. The record is from RefSeq and is a predicted model, not a curated record. Gene Ontology annotation, cellular component: cell-cell junction; membrane. The coding region runs from base 149 to 706 and encodes 185 amino acids. The transcript is spliced from 3 exons. Gene Ontology annotation, biological process: cell-cell adhesion.
UCGGGUGGGGCUUUUAUCUGGUAUCCACACCACACCCUCCGUCACUCUCCUUGCGCAAACACGCUAUAUAAUCGGACCGACAACACCGCGCUUUCUCCAGUCAUUGUCCUUCUCUCUAAUCCCGCUCCACACACUAUAAUCGUCGGUCAUGUUUCGCUGUGGGAUCGCCUACCCCCGAUGCAGGUGGAUCGUGCCCCUGCUGCUCCUCUUCGCCAUUAUUUUUGACAUUGUCGCCAUCGCCGCCACCUCGGGAUGGGUCGAGGACGAGGACGCCAAAUCGCACUACGCCAGUAUGUGGCAGCAGUGCAGAGGCAGGAAUGACGAGUGGAACUGCAAGUCGCUCUCGGAGUACUCUUGGGCCCAGGCAGUGGCUGCUCUGAUGAUUAUUGGCCUCCUUAUCCUCAUCAUCGCCUUCAUCAUCUCCAUUGUGGCUCUGUGCUGCACACUCAACAUUGCCCUCCUGCCCGUCAUAGGAGUACUGUUGAUCAUUGUUGUGAUUCUCCAGGUCAUCGCUCUGAUCAUCUACCCUGUCAAAUUCAACGAGCUGAUCUUCGAGGGCAACUAUUACUACACCUGGGCCUACGGCUUUGGCUGGGGCGCAACCAUCCUCUCCAUCGGCUGUGCCGUCCUGUUCUGCUGCCUGCCACGUUAUGAGAAUGAGCUGAGAGACGAGUCCAAGAUUAAAUACAUCUAUUCGUCUUCUUAAAGACAAAACCCGCACACUCACCCACUUUCAGCCAUUUCCACUUUCCACUCUGAGCCAGAUCUGUGUUAGCCAUUGAACAUUUUUACACUGUACCAUUUCAUCAGAGAUCGACAAUGGUUCAGUUAAAUUUGGUUCGGCAGUGGAACAAGAACUGCAUCUGCUUUAAUGUACAGACCUCUAUUAUAGAUUAAGUCAGUAUCAUAAAAAUGUUUUUUACCAUGCCGUUUUUUUUUCAUUCUGCAUUUGAAUGAAACAUAUUUCUUAUUUUAGCUGUACUUUUUACUUACUGUAAUUCUCAAUGCAAGAUCACCCAAGUGCACUUGCUGGACCUAAUUUUGUGUAUAGCUUAGCUUUAGCCUGAUUUAUUUUAGAUUUCCUAAAACCUUGGUAAAACGGCCACUCACCCACGGGAUGUAAAAGGAAUCAUUAAUGAUCAUUUGGUUUUGUCCCAUGUGUUAUAGUUUGUUUUUCCUCAGUUCUUCUAUGUGGGUAUUAUUAUUAAUGUAAUCUGUCUGCAUUUAAAAAUGUACAUGUAGUGUAACAGUCGUGUGUUUGCAACAUUUUUAGACAUUUGUUUUGAUAAAUAUUAUGUGCUGUUUGUCUCCAGCAUUUUUAAUUCUUAUUUACCAAAGGGGUAUCCUGAGGGAGUUUGCUAUGCUGUCUUUGUUUCUGUUCUUAACACUACUAAUAAUACACUUUGUGAGUAGACACAGCGGUUUUAGUUGGUUGAUUACUUGGCUGCAGUUGUUGUUUCCUUUCACUUUAAACUGGACGCAAAUUUAAGAUGAAUUUACACUAAGUUUUAUAAUGAAUCUGCCUCAUGCAAAUUCUUACACAGAAGUUUCCACGUGUACUUUUUCCCCCAGACUUUAAAAAAAAAUAGUAUUCCCUGUUAUUUUACAAGCUGUGGCUGAAAUGGCAAAAAUAUCUAGAAAUCUUCUGUAGAAAUGCCACAAUCAGUUUUUCAGUCCAAGUGCUUGUUAGCUGCCUUGUUAAAUAAUGAUGUCACGUGUAAAGAUUUUGCUUUAAAGCGAACACUAAAAACUCAAAAGCUCAUUCUGUGUUUUUCAUGUCUUGUUGCUUCAAAGUAGUGCAUUUAGAGAGGAGAUUAAACCGUUUUUCACUCGAGUUUUAUGAAAGACUAAAGGAUUUUUUUCAGGCGUAGAAAGGUGAUCAAUCACGUAUUUUCAUCUCAUAAGUUUUUGAUAAUGCUCCUUUGGCUAAUCAUCUGCUGGUUUGAUGAGACACACAGACCAAGGUGUAAAAUCUUCUGACAUACUGUGUCUAAAACUUGUGCCUUAGCUGCUUCAGUGUUGAAUGUCCUAUCAAACUGGUCAGUCUGGUUUUACUGACUCUCACAAAGUAAUCCUUCACGCAGCUGUUCAUGCCCAGACCAAAUUCGUGCCCAAACAAGAUCAAGUUAUUUUGUUUUAGUAAAUAAAGUAGUUCUUAGGAAAGAUCAUUUGUGACUAUUGAAUGAAAAAUGAGAUGUGUAGAACCUUAGAUUAGUAGUCAAAGAAACAACCCCAGUUUCUGCUUUUAUUGUUUAACUUGGAGUCUUUCAGGUUGUUUAUGCAGUGAAUUGCUGCAUAAAUAACUUGUAUAAAUUUAGAAUUUGGUAGAAGUUUUUACUGAGAAUGAGAACAGAUUCAGGCAGGUUUACGCUUGGAGAAACUACCUGGAUGUAUUGACUGUGAGGUGAAAAACGUGUUUUUACUCUACAGGCAUGAAUCUGUGUUUUUAAUGCCAGCCUUUGUAUUUGUCACUAUAUAGGCAUAUACUGUACUAUAAAGAAUGUAUUAACAUUUCACCCACUUCUGGAAUUCACCCAUCUGUUCUUCUGCUGUAUGAAUUGAUUGAUAUUUUUGGUAGUCGGAGUAUUUUAUGCAAUAAAGAGUUUCUUUUUUAAAGCGGUAA